Messenger RNA from Bursaphelenchus xylophilus (pine wood nematode), 2224 nucleotides. The record is from the annotation of a GenBank genome assembly. Lineage: Eukaryota; Metazoa; Nematoda; Chromadorea; Rhabditida; Aphelenchoididae.
AUGUCUCGCCUCACCGCUAUCGCGCCCCAAAUCCCAAGCCGCGGCUUGCAGUCGCAAAGCGAUGAUGGGCGAUUCGGAGGCGCGACGAUCCGCCGUUAUUUUCCCGACAGACUGAUAGAUUUUGAUGAAAUUGAGGGCAAAUUUCGAUUGGUAGGUCCUAAGAUAUACAUGACUUUCAAACCGCGGUUUACAGAAACAUCCGAGAUUUUCGGGUCAGCGACAGUUCCGGCUCAACGGUAGUCGCGGCAAAAAGUCUUUGGAAUUUUUCGCGGCCUUCAAAUUCCGUCGCACUCCGAAAAACUGAUUUGUCGCUGCGAAAAAUGGGAAUCGCGCGCGACAAAAAAACAAAAACAACAAAAUUGCACUGUGCAAAAUCACUUUUUGGGCCGGAUGCACGGUGCAGUGUUUUUUUCGAGUUCAUGCACGGUGCAAAAUUCCAAGGAAUUUUUGCCGAGACUACUAUGGAUCGGUUCCUCAUUGCAUGCAUGGGGGAGGAUAGGAGAAGGCCCAGCUAGUAGAAAUAAAAAGAUUGAUCGGGUCCUAGGAUAGCUUAUCACAUAUUUUGAGUUUUUUUUACAUCACAUCAACAAUACCUGGACAAAAAUUAAGGAUCUUCGUUUUUUGCCCCAAAUUUUGGUCCUUUAUAUGUUGCAAUCACUCAGAGUAAAGAAAACUAACGUUAGUAAUGGCUAAAAUUAGAAAAAGUGGAUAUAUUGCAGGUCUCCGCCGAGCCUUCGCCAAGUCUCCGCCGACCAUCCAACGGCUUUGUCAGGCCUCGUAGGCACUUCCUACAACCUUUUUUUGGACAUCCAUCUGCCCUACACCCCGUAUCCAUUGAUUUUGUAUUGACCCGAACUGUCGUCGACUCGAAAAGUCGGGACGUGGAUAUAUUUUUUUGCCAAAAAUUUUUUUUGCAGGAAACUUCCGUUCUGUUUCAGAUUAAGUAUUCGCCAUGUUUCACCAAAAUCUGAACUUUGAGGACUUCCAUUUCUCAUCAUUUCCUUCAUUUUUCCUAUUUUUCUAAAACCCGGAUCCCAAUUUCUUAUUCCGUUUCCUCUGCCGGCCUCUCCAGCCUUCCAAACCCUCGUCUAUUUGUGUCUAGUGGAAGAAAGUGACAGGAAAUAAUAGAAAAACUCGGAGGGUCGGGCAAAAACAUGUAGAACAACAUGAGAAGACAGCUUUAAUUUAUUUUCUCGCCCCCAAAAAAUGUCAUUUACAGGCUUGGUCUGAUUUUGAUCACUUUUAAAUUUGUCGCUCUCCCCAAAAAUUUAUUUUUGUUAUUCCCGAAACGAGAGAUUCGUCCACAUUCCAGCUCAAAAUUUUGUUCCGAAUUGUGGAAGAAUACCGUGACGAGCUCUACUACGUGUUCGGCGUGGUGUGUUUGGGCUCUUGGUUCGCCUUCAACAUGUGGGUUUUGCGGGACUACUUCUUUCCCUGCUGGUUUCCGCCAAUCUACACACCGAGCGGCUUUUUGAAGGUUUGAUUACUGUAUAUGGGAAAAUAUGGAACUGGGACGAUUGGGGAAACCGAAGAGUAUUAUUUUCCUUCGAUGCAAGUGCCGAAAUUAUGAUAACCGAGGGUACUGAUUUCGAAAGUGACAUUCAUUUUUUUGAUAGUUACUUUUUUCCUUAAGCAGUACUGUAAAGUAGUAAUUUUUGGGAAUUUUUUUCAUGAAUACUCGAUUUGGGGGUUUUCGAUGGUGCCGCUUUCAAAUCAGAGAAAAUGAAAAAGAUUUUCGAAAUCAGCACCAUCGAAAACCCCUAAAUCGAGUAUUUAUGAAAAAAAUUCAAAAAAUUACUACUUUACAGUACUACAUAAGGAAAAAAGUAAGUAUAAAAAAAAUGAAUGUCAUUUUCGAAAUCAGCACCCUCGAUUAUCCUAAUUUCACACUUGCAUCGAAGAAAAAUAAUACUUUUCGGUUUCCCCAAUCAUACUUUUCUCCAAUCGUCCAACUCCGAAUACGGACAUACUUUUGUUUAAACCCAUUGUCAGAAUUUUACAAAUACUCAAACUCCAUUUUCAGGAAGAAUUAGAGCAAAGAAAGCAAGAAAUUUUAAUGAAAAAUCGCUUUCAAAACGCCCUGACCAUUCCCUCUACCCUGGUCAUAAUUCGACCGCCAAGUUCAGCCGGCCGCCUUUCCAGAUCCCAGCCAAACGUCUUUACAAUCAAUAUUGAGGGCGACGACGAAGAGCUUUUACCGGAACCUCAAGUUUUUGACUAUUAA